AUGGGCUACAGCCACGAUACUGCUUUUUCCUGCCCACCUCCCACUACCGUCACCAUUACUGUUACCGCCAAUGGACCCUCCAGCUCUUCAGAUAUGGACGUCUUCGCCGCUUUGUUUGUACAACUCUUGAACCUCCUGGAACGGCUUUUUGACACUCUCACGGACAAGAUCGACAACGGUCUUCAAAAAACCUACAUUAAGAAGGGGAUGUUUGGCGUUGCCAUAAUCACAGCAUUCAUGGUAUUCAUUCAGCUGUUUAUAGACACAAAACGUACGACAAGACAACUGGCAGCCCUCGAUCAAAAAGUCCAGGCAUUACAGCGCCUACCUGGCCCUCAAGGCCCUCCAGGCGUCCAAGGUCCUACUGGGGCUAAUGGCCGACCAGGUCCUGCUGGGGCUGAUGGCAGGCCAGGUCUUCAAGGAGCAAAUGGCCACAAUGGAGCUAAUGGCAUUCGGGGACUUGAUGGCGCUCCUGGUCUUGAUGGCGCUCCUGGUCAGCAAGGCCCACGUGGUUGGAGAGGAAUUUCGGGCUGCUCAAGAAUCUGUUUGUGUCACUCACGCCCUGAAUGA
This is a messenger RNA of Ilyonectria robusta, 570 nucleotides long. RefSeq lists its product as uncharacterized. The transcript has a single exon. NCBI's taxonomy places the organism in Eukaryota, Fungi, Ascomycota, Sordariomycetes, Hypocreales, Nectriaceae. The record is from RefSeq and is a predicted model, not a curated record. The coding region runs from base 1 to 570 and encodes 189 amino acids.